CCCACCAUCUUCAUAGCUCCAUCUACCAAAUAGUGGUCGUAAUUGACUAUUAACAGUCUAUCAAUAGCUCCAUCUCUAAAAACAAAAGAAGAAAGAGCUAGAGAGAAAAGAAUGGACUCCAAAGUUAGGUGCGCAAUUGUGACUGGGGCAAACAAAGGGAUAGGAUUUGAGAUAUGCAAGCAAUUGGUUGCUUCUGGCAUCACUGUGGUGCUUACGGCUAGAGACGAGAAAAGAGGACUUGAAGCUCUCGAGAAACUUAAAGAGUCUCCCAGUGACAAGGUCAUUGAUGUCCUCUUCCAUCGGCUUGAUGUGGCCGACCCAUCUACCAUUCCUCCUCUUGUUGAUUUUGUCAAGGCCAAAUUUGGGAAGCUUGAUAUCUUGAUCAAUAAUGCUGCUAUUGCUGGAGGUAGUGUUGAUUGGGAUUAUCUGAAACAUUUGGUUAUUAAGCCCGGAUGGAUGACACAAGCCAAACCUACUGAUGAAACGUCCGAGACAUAUGAAAUGGCGGAAGAAUGUCUACAAGUGAAUUAUUAUGGCACAAAAAGAAUGGUUGAAGCAUUUGUUCCCCUACUUCAACUCUCUGAUUCCCCAAGGAUUGUGAACGUUUCAUCCACUUCAGGAAUGUUACAUAAUAUCCCUAAUAAAUGGGCCAAACAAGUGUUAAACGAUGCAGACAACCUCACGGAAGAAAGAAUAGACGAAGUAAUAAAUGAAUUUCUUAAGGAUUUCAAAGAAGAAAACUUGGAAAGUAAAGGAUGGCCCACGAUUAUCAAGGCUUAUACUGUAUCGAAAGCAGCUAUGAAUGCAUACACUAGAGUUUUAGCAAAAAGGUUUCCACACAUUCUUGUGAAUUGUGCAUGUCCUGGUUAUGUUAAGACCGACAUCACCAGCCACACCGGAUUAUUAACCGCGGAGGAAGGAGCCGAAAGCCUAGUUAGGCUCGCUUUGCUACCAAAUGAUGGGCCUUCUGGAAUGUUCUUUCGACGAACUGAAGUCUCGUGGUUUGAUGAAAUUUAAUUGGAUUAAAUUGAAUUUGAUUUUCAUUUUUUUUUUAUAUUUGUUAUGGAUUUUACUAUACUAUAUAUGUUAUUCAAGAUAUAUAAGACAUUAAAACAUGGAACACUUGAGACAUUUCUCAAGAUAUAUUGCUCUUAUUUUAAAAGAAAAGGUGUAGAGUAAAUUUCGUAUGCACUUUCCUCAUCUUUUGGAUGUAAACAACUAGGGUCGAAUAUAAUUAUUUAUCUUUCAUUUGCC
Messenger RNA from Impatiens glandulifera, 1254 nucleotides. Its product is annotated as (+)-neomenthol dehydrogenase-like. The coding region runs from base 112 to 1017 and encodes 301 amino acids. NCBI's taxonomy places the organism in Eukaryota, Viridiplantae, Streptophyta, Magnoliopsida, Ericales, Balsaminaceae. The record is from RefSeq and is a predicted model, not a curated record. Gene Ontology annotation, molecular function: oxidoreductase activity, acting on the CH-OH group of donors, NAD or NADP as acceptor. The transcript is spliced from 5 exons. Gene Ontology annotation, cellular component: membrane.